Molecule: messenger RNA, 375 nt
Organism: Loa loa (African eye worm)
Lineage: Eukaryota; Metazoa; Nematoda; Chromadorea; Rhabditida; Onchocercidae
Exons: 3
Coding region: 1-375 (124 amino acids)
Source: RefSeq, a predicted model, not a curated record
AUGUUAUCACGACGAUGUUUUAUUAUUGACAUUCGCAAACUUGUUCAACAAAAGUGGACGAGCUUUGGGGAUUAUGCAGGUUAUGCUACUGCGAGUGUCGGCGAUACUAAAAACAACCUCCGAAAAAUCACUUUCCAUCGCUUUUAUAAACUGUUCAAAUGGAUAACAGUGGGUUUUCUUGCUGGCAGUAGUACCAUUUAUUUAUAUAAUUUGUUUGUUCCAGAUUGGCGAGAAUUACAAGAUGAAAAGCACUAUUAUUCUGACUGGAAGUUGCGUGUAUAUUCUUCUCUACCGCUGAAUGCACUUUCACGUUUUGCCGGUAGCCUAGCUAAUGUUUAUAUUCCGGUGUGGUUACGACCGAAAAUAUUCGGUUAG